Messenger RNA from Nicotiana tabacum (common tobacco), 1284 nucleotides. The record is from RefSeq and is a predicted model, not a curated record. NCBI's taxonomy places the organism in Eukaryota, Viridiplantae, Streptophyta, Magnoliopsida, Solanales, Solanaceae.
CCAAAAACAAAGUUUUCGCUUAUUUAUUCGCACCAAUUUUCAUCAUUAUCAUCGGUGGAACUUUUCGACCGGCGGUAGGUUUAAUUUUCCGACAUACGGUGGUCGGUGGCGGUUCAGAUCGAUAGAAAUGGCGGAGGAUAAGUAUAAUCUGAAAAAUCCAGCGGUGAAGAGAAUACUACAGGAGGUUAAAGAGAUGCAAUCUAAUCCUUCCGAUGAUUUCAUGAGCCUUCCUCUCGAGGAGAACAUCUUUGAAUGGCAAUUCGCAAUCAGGGGUCCACGAGAUUCUGAGUUUGAAGGGGGGAUUUAUCAUGGACGGAUCCAGUUGCCUGCCGAAUAUCCUUUCAAGCCUCCUUCUUUCAUGCUUUUGACUCCCAAUGGACGUUUUGNUCCCUUCUUGAAAUUAUAUGGUCCUGUGCUUUUAACCUGUGGCUGUAUUUCGCGGAGUUUUGCAGUUCGGACUGCGCUGGUAGCUCUGAUUGCAUUUAUGCCCACCAACCCAAAUGGUGCCCUUGGAUCACUAGACUAUACAAAGGAAGAAAGGCGUGCUUUAGCUAUUAAAUCUCGUGAAACGGCUCCAAGAUAUGGAACUCCCGAGCGCCAGAAGCUGAUUGACGAGAUACAUGAAUACAUGCUAAGCAAAGCACCCCCAGUUCCUCAAGCUACUUCCUCGCCAGCUCCUGAAGAACAGAACAUUAAUGGACAGGAUGAGGUCCAAGAGAGUCCUGAAAACCCCAGCGCCGCUGCUGAGGAAAGGCUUCAUAAUCCAUCUGAUGCUAACACAAAUAUUGAAGAGAGACGCGAAUUGGCUUUAGAUGCAGAACCUGUACGGGCACCUAUAGAGCUCCCUGCUGCACGGCCAAGCGAGCCUCGGGUACUGCAUACACCUCAACAGAGCGUUUCGAGGCAGGCUGAUGACCGUAUAUUUACAUGGGCAGCAGUUGGACUUACAAUUGCUAUACUUGUACUUCUGUUAAAGAAGUACAUGAAAGCUAAUGGCCAUGGUGCUGUCUUCAUUGAUGAAUCGUGAAUCUACCAACAGUAAAUAUGCAGUUCAACUGGGAAUAUGUUUGGCAAUUUACUCCAAUUCGGCAAGCUUAUCCAGGAAAUAUGUAGUAUAUUUAUCCCUUUGCCGUUGUGACGUCAAUUAUAUAGAUCGUGUAAACAUGAAUUACCAUAUGUUAUUUUGACAGAGUUCUUGUAUAGAUAAAAGAUGGUCCUUUUUCUGAGAUGCGAAGGAUCAUGUGAAGAAGUUAAGAUGAAGUAAAGAAAUUUAGUUUCACAUUA